AACACGGAAGUCUCGUUUCACAACCGGCGUGACAUUCACCGGGUUGCUUGCUUGGCUCGAGGAGUUGAGCAAAGGCAAGAAAACGAUCAUCUUGCCACGAUGAGACUUCUUCAAACGGCCGUGUGUUUGACAAAAAGGCACGCACUCGCUCCGGGAGGCGUAACUCUCAAGAAGGUACUCAUCAACAGCUGUCGGUCAUGCUCGUCCGGCGUCGUCCCCAACGAGAGAAUCCGUAACAUUGGCAUCUCCGCGCACAUCGACUCGGGGAAGACCACCCUUACCGAACGCGUGCUGUACUACACGGGGAGAAUAGCGGAGAUCCACGAGGUGAAGGGGAAAGAUGGCGUUGGGGCCACCAUGGACUCCAUGGAACUUGAGAGGCAGAGGGGCAUCACCAUCCAGUCAGCAGCAACCUAUACUAUGUGGAAGAACCACAACAUUAACAUUAUUGACACACCAGGUCACGUGGACUUCACCAUCGAAGUGGAACGAGCUUUGCGUGUGCUCGACGGUGCUGUGUUAGUCUUGUGCGCCGUGGGCGGAGUCCAGUGUCAGACCAUGACGGUGAACCGGCAGAUGAAGCGUUACGGCGUGCCCUUCCUCACUUUCAUCAACAAGCUGGACCGCAUGGGCGCCAACCCUGGCAGAGCCCUGCAGCAGCUAAGGAGCAAACUGAACCACAAUGCCGCCUUUGUGAACAUCCCCAUGGGCCUGGAGGGCAACGUCAAAGGCAUCAUUGACCUCGUCGAGGAGAGAAGCAUUUAUUUUGAAGGACCCUUCGGUCAAGUCACGCGUUACGAUGACAUCCCAGCAGAGUACCGCGCCGAGGCUGCGGACCGCAGGCAGGAGCUGGUGGAAUGCGUCGCCGACGCCGAUGAAGUCUUAGGAGAGAUGUUCCUGGAGGAAAAGGUUCCGACGAAUGACGACCUGAAGGCUGCCCUACGCAGGGCCACAGUGCAGCGUCUCUUCACGCCAGUUUUAGUGGGCACGGCGUUGAAGAACAAAGGCGUUCAGCCCCUGCUGGACGCCGUACUCGAUUAUCUGCCCAACCCCACCGAGGUCCAAAACUACGCCAUCUCCAACGAUGAAGAGUCAAGCGAGACGUCAAAGAUCCAAAUGGACCCGACAAGAGACUCGUCACAUCCUUUUGUCAGUCUGGCGUUCAAACUGGAGGCAGGUCGCUUUGGGCAGCUGACGUACAUGCGGGUGUACCAGGGUUGCCUGAAGAAGGGCGAGUACAUCUACAACACGCGCACCAGCAAGAGGGUGCGCGUACAGAGGCUGGUGCGCUUGCACGCCGACCAGAUGGAGGAUGUAGACGAGGUCUACGCGGGCGAUAUCUGUGCCCUGUUUGGCAUCGACUGCGCGAGCGGAGACACGUUCACAUCCAGAACUAGCGAUAACUUCUCUAUGGAAUCUAUUCACGUCCCAGAUGCUGUCAUUUCCAUGUCCAUCAAGCCAACCAACAAGAACGACCUGGAUAAAUUCUCCAAAGGCAUCAACCGCUUCACCCGGGAAGAUCCCACCUUCCGGGUUCAUUUCGACACGGAGAGCAAAGAAACCAUCAUUUCGGGGAUGGGCGAGCUGCACUUAGAGAUUUACUCCCAGAGGAUGGAGAGAGAGUACAACUGCCCCUGUGUGAUGGGGAAACCCAAAGUGGCCUUCAGAGAGACCAUCACGAGCGCCGUACCGUUCGACUUCACUCACAAGAAGCAGACGGGAGGUUCUGGUCAGUACGGAAAAGUCAUCGGCGUCCUUGAACCUCUUGAGCCGGAACAUUACACCAAGCUGGAGUUUGAAGACCAAACUGUAGGAACCAACGUUCCAAAGCAGCUGGUGCCGGCUGUCGAAAAGGGGUUCAGGGAGGCCUGCGAGAAGGGACCCCUGAGUGGCCACAAGAUCUCCGGUGUGCAAUUCGUCUUGGAGGACGGAGCACAUCACAUGGUGGACUCCAACGAAAUCUCCUUCAUCCGCGCAGGAGAGGGCGCUCUCAAGCAAGCUAUGGAGAAGGCCAACACCACCAUCUUGGAGCCCAUCAUGUCGGCGGAAAUCGUGGCGCCUCAGGAGUUUCAGGGCGUGGUUAUCGCCGGCGUGAACCGUCGCCACGGCAUCAUUACGGGCCAGGAUGGAUCCGAUGGAUACUUCACGCUGUACGCCGAUAUUCCACUUAACGACAUGUUUGGCUACGCUACAGAGCUACGCUCUUGCACCGAAGGAAAGGGCGAGUACACCAUGGACUACAGCAGAUAUCAGCCGUGUCUCCCAAGCACGCAAGAAGAACUCAUCCACAAGUACUUGGAGGCUACGGGCCAGUUACCUACUAAGAAGAAGUGGAAGAGCUGAUUUCUCAUCACGGUAGAGUUUUUUAAAUUCAAUUAUGUGGACUCCAACCUUUUAGUUAUGUUUUACAUCACUCUCCCUGCAUUGCGGAAAAACCUUAAGAGGCGACCACCCACAAAACUUUUUUCCUUUUAGGAAUCACAUUUGUAGGAGAGCUACGA
This is a messenger RNA of Syngnathus acus (greater pipefish), 2501 nucleotides long. It is a transcript of the gene gfm1, whose product is annotated as G elongation factor, mitochondrial 1. Gene Ontology annotation, biological process: mitochondrial translational elongation. Gene Ontology annotation, molecular function: translation elongation factor activity; GTP binding; GTPase activity. The record is from RefSeq and is a predicted model, not a curated record. The transcript is spliced from 18 exons. NCBI's taxonomy places the organism in Eukaryota, Metazoa, Chordata, Actinopteri, Syngnathiformes, Syngnathidae. Gene Ontology annotation, cellular component: mitochondrion. The coding region runs from base 100 to 2343 and encodes 747 amino acids.